AUGCCAGGCCUCCACAUGUCUGCCUAUGCUCCGCCAGGCUCCAUGGCUUGGUCAGGCUCUCAUCAUCCAGUCGCCAUGCCGACACAAUCGACUCUGGCCCCAACGCUCAAGUUCUUCAUCGAACGAAACGACGGUUCUCUUGUUCCUCUGGUGCCUGUCGACGAACUCCCGGAUGAUGUUCGCUUGGUCGGCGUUCCUUUGAGUUUGAGUACUUUCCAAGCACAGGAUAUGCUGUUUCUUGGACAUGAUUCGUCUGUUGGCAGAAAGUUUUCGCAUGCUGGAGCUAUUGGCAUCAGGGAAACAGUGGCCCCUUCCCUAGUUGCGAUGAGGUCUGCACCUCGGCCGGAUGUGGCUCCUCACAGUUAUCACGCAACUCAGCACAUGCACACGCAGCCUCUUUCCGCACCCGCCUCUACCUUCGGCUCGACGCCCAAACCACUUAGCUUGUCUAAGUCGAAACCUCCUUACAACGAGCACCCCCUUCCGCCUUCCGGAGUAGAGCCUGAUCCGAGCAAGAAGAUCUACUGCACUUACUGGAUCCAGAAUCAAGGCCAAUGUGGCUUUACGCAGCAAGGUUGCAUGUACAAACAUGAGAUACCCGAGGAUAAGGAAACUCUCGAGUCGAUUGGUUUGAAGUCGGUGCCUGCUUGGUGGCGCAAAGAGCAAGCACGCAAGAAGUCGAGGGCUAAACGCUCCGAACGCAACAGCUCGAUUUCAGAGUGGGAAGUUGUCGAGAGUCACCAUACAGGGAACUCUGCUGUUCAGAGCGACGACCCUGUCCGCGUUCGCAUUCCACCAUCGCGUCCUGCCGGGACUCCCACCACCAAGCAGGCUGUACAGCAGUUCCGUUCAGGCUCGACUGCACAGAACGGCGCUACCACAUCUGAUGUUGCAUCUGAUACCGCUACUGCUGGCAGCUCAGCUCCAGGAUCAUCUCCUCCUGGGGGUGUCAAAUUGGGUGCAGCCAAGACUCCUGUGCGCGGCCCUACAUCUCUGCCUCUCAGAAAGCAGACUCUCAAUUCACCCAUUGCAGCCGAAGCUGAAGAAAACCUUAUCGAUUUUGAAGUUCUUCUACCAUCGUCAUCACCAGAUAUCUCUUCACUCCCUCAGGCGAGUCCUGAAACGCUUGCCGACCUUCGCUCUAAGGCGAACGUUGCUCCCAGUCGCUCAAAGAUCAUCAUCAAGGGCAGUGCAUCCAUCUCUCCAGGCAGAGGUAUCCGCUCGAGCAACAAGGCCUACAACCGACGCGGAUCUGCAGGAAACAAGACCAUAUCACCUCUUGGCCAGCGCAACACGACCAAGGGUAAGGUCGAGACGGGCAGAGACAAGAGCGACCAUGGCAAUAGCUUUUCGAGAAGAGGCAGAGCCAAGACGAAUGUAGUCGCAGAGGUCGCAGCCAAGGCUACAAGCGACUCGCAGUAG
Molecule: messenger RNA, 1422 nt
Organism: Aureobasidium melanogenum CBS 110374
Lineage: Eukaryota; Fungi; Ascomycota; Dothideomycetes; Dothideales; Saccotheciaceae
Exons: 2
Coding region: 1-1422 (473 amino acids)
Molecular function (GO): metal ion binding
Source: RefSeq, a predicted model, not a curated record